Pungitius pungitius (ninespine stickleback) is the source of this 1133-nucleotide messenger RNA. RefSeq lists its product as uncharacterized. Bases 225 to 878 code for a protein of 217 amino acids. The record is from RefSeq and is a predicted model, not a curated record. Lineage: Eukaryota; Metazoa; Chordata; Actinopteri; Perciformes; Gasterosteidae. The transcript is spliced from 6 exons.
AGCAGCUCUGGAGUUCCUCCCUCCCCCCCCCCUGCGGUGUCUCAGCCACUCCUCUCCCUUCCUCUUGUGUCUAACUGCUUGUCAAAGCAAAAGUGAAAGCAGUCUUACCGAUAGGAAGCAGAAUCUAUUCGUCUGUGUGUUUGAGACGAAAAUGACAGAAACCACAUCAACUAAAUACCAGUCCUUUAAGUAAAUAAGCGUCCUGUGAAGCGCCGGGUGUCAGCAUGACUCGGAUUAACUUUGAAGGUUAUAGACCUCUGAGGAACGAUGAUGACCAGCCGCAGAGAGCUGAAGACGCACAUUCUUCCCGUCCUUCAGUGUCGGGGAAGACCUUCUUCGUUCACCUGGCGGGAAAAACCAACGGCGCUCAUCGAGACUUCGUCACGUAUCUGAAAUUCAACGGCAAAGUCGAGGUGGAGUCCUGCGCAGAGAGCGACUUCCUGGUGGUCUUCUGUCCCGUGGUUUCACGAGUCGGAACGGACAUCGAAGCGGCCCUGAGCGACAACUUGGUGCUGACGGAUGGCAAACCGACGCUUCUGGUGGUGAUGCAUCACACGUUCGAUGCCAACCACGUGGUGGCGGAGAGCAGGAGGCAGGUGAGCGACUCCAGGGUGAGUCUCACCGUGGACUGCCUGUUCCACCAGGGCAAACUCCUGCAGUGCCGACUCAAUGAUGCCAUGUGGCUGCAGGUCGGCAACUUCCUGGGUUUUUCUUCCGGUUCACAGGUUAAUUUCUGCAAAAGGAUAUUCACCAAAUGUUUGGAAGUUUGUCUCGCAUUGCUGUUGGUGCUGUUGGUGCUGUUGGUGUGGAUCAAAAAUUCAUUGACUGAAAAAUGGAAGAAACUAUUUCCGAGACGACUGCUGCCGACACACAGAUGAAUUAGUCUCCCACUGAUAACAGAAGGAAGCUUCAAAUAAUAAAUACUGGGUUUUGGCUGAAGCGUUUGAUCAAGAAUAUUUUAUCUGAGGCAACAAUAAUGGGGAAAAUGAAGGAAGAAUAAUGCUUAAGCCAGUUCAAACUUGCUGUGAAUGAAUCACCUGCUGCUUUGUACCAUCGAAGAUGAUGAUUAUGAGUUGUUCCUUCAUGAAGAAUAAAUAAAGUGGUUGCCUCACGUUUUCUGUGCCUUUGUCUCU